GAUGAUUAAAUAAGAAAAGCAUGUUCAUAUGCUAACAUGUACUUCACCAUUACUAAACCAGUGAUUACCAAACCACUGUUCGAUCAUAGAAAAGACCGAAACUAAGGAAUAGAUAGCUGAUCGAUAAAGAACAUGGCAGCUAAUUGUGAUACUUUCGAUUCCCAAUAUGAUCGGCUCAAAGAGGUUAAAGAGUUCGACGAAUCAAAGAUGGGCGUAAAGGGCCUCUCCGACUCUGGCAUCACUUCUAUUCCUCGCUUCUUCAUACAUCCACUCGAAACUUUACCUUGUAAUAACUCGAACUCUAGCACCAACACUACCUCCAUCCCCCUACUCGACUUGGCCAACCUCAAUUCCCCAACUCACCGUCCCAAAAUCAUUGAACACAUCAAAGAAGCUGCAGCCUCAUGGGGAUUUUUCCAAGUCAUCAACCACGGUAUACCAGCAACGAUCCUUGAUGAGACAAUCCGAAGCAUCACAGCCUUCCAUGAGCAACCACACGAGAUCAAAGCCAUACAUUACAGACGCCAAGAGCACCAUGGAGUCAUGUUCACAAGCAACAAUGACUUGUACCGGAGUAAGGCGGCCACCUGGCACGACUCCCUUCAGGUGUUCAUGGCACCAGAGGAGCAGAAGGUCGAGGAGGAUAUCCCAGAGAUUUGUCGCAAGGAGAUUAUUGCAUGGGACUUUCAUGCAACCAAAGUAGCGGAGGGGUUAUUUGAGUUGUUGGAAGAGGGGCUUGGUUUGGAAGCUGGGAAGUUCAAGGAGUUGGGUUUUAUGAAAGCUAGGUUAUUUUUGGGGCACUGCUAUCCCUACUGUCCGCAACCAGAUCUGACAGUGGGGAUAAAAUCUCAUACAGAUGCAGGUUUGACGGUGUUGUUGCAGAACCAGGUCGGAGGGUUGCAAGUGAAGCAUGGGAGUGAGUGGGUAGAUGUCCAGCCCUUGCCUGGGGCACUGACUAUUAAUAUUGGCGACUUCAUACAGAUCAUAUCAAAUGGGGAGUAUCAGAGCGUGGAGCAUCGAGUAUUGGCAAAUUCAUCGAAGCAAGCAAGAAUCUCAGUGUUGAAUUUUAACAACUUAGGGGGUUGGAAAGAGUCGGAUGAAUUUGGGCCAUUCCCUGAAUUAUUGUCAACAGAGAAACCAGCCCUGUAUCGAGGAUUUACUGUGCCAGAGUUCCUUCAGAGCUUCUACAGCAAAGGAUUAGAUGGCAAAAACAUAGUAGAAAGAGUUACACUGCACUAGCUAGUAGUACUAAACUACUAAUAAUAAAUGUACGUAAAUUAAAAAUAAAUGUCAUUGAAGUAUCUGUCUAGUGAAAUGGAUGAAUAAUAUCACUCCGUGAGACGGUG
This is a messenger RNA of Argentina anserina (silverweed cinquefoil), 1346 nucleotides long. Its product is annotated as 1-aminocyclopropane-1-carboxylate oxidase homolog 6-like. The record is from RefSeq and is a predicted model, not a curated record. The coding region runs from base 133 to 1239 and encodes 368 amino acids. Lineage: Eukaryota; Viridiplantae; Streptophyta; Magnoliopsida; Rosales; Rosaceae. The transcript has 3 exons.